AACUUGUCUUCCGCGUGGUUUCAAUCCAAAUUAUGAUUUGGAUGUGUUGCAUGAAAUGAACAACCAGUCCAUGUAAGAAUGGCUAUGCGACUUGCAAACUCAUGAUUGUCUGAUUCGGAAUGGUACACUUAUCCGCUGAGACGGGGCUCAAGGCCUCUGUGGGAAUCUUUCUGCUCAGCUGCACAUUUCUCGCAACGUCUUACAACACUACUUUUGCUUUCGAUCAUCCCCUCAACACCGCAGUGAUAACAUGUUUCAUCGCUGCAUUCUCCCUUCUGUUACUAAGUCGCUUCAUCAACCGAAUCCCGAUUCCGUCAUCCUCGGUACACAAGUACAGCGUCAUACCUUUGACAGAGCGCGAACAAGCAAUCGACGAACCUUCGUCGCCUAUCAGCCUGGAGAGCAGCAGUAGCAGUAUCACUCCUUCAAAAACGCGCAACCUGGCCCGAUGGUUCAAAAUUGGCCUGGUUUCCGUGCUUGGCUGUGUCCGCGUUGGUCUAUAUCGACAAAUAACUGCAAACAUUGAAUGCGCGCCGGAUGGCUACGCGUAUGCGAUACCCUUCUUCAUUGCUAUUUAUGAUUACUGGCGCAACCAACGGGGCCGAUCAGCUACGAAAUGGACCGCUCCCGACGGCCCACAAAAUGCGCAACUUCGCAUGGUAGCGGCUAUCGCCAGUCGCAUUCAUUACUUCGUCUUUCGCAGUCAACUAAGAUAUGUCGCGUCAGCGGCUAGCCUGUUGGCAAGCGGAUAUCUGGCGGUGGCAUUCGAUCAAGGGCGCGAAUCGACGUAUAUCUGCGCCACUGUUUCAGGCCAGUAUCCGCGCCUACACACUUUGAGAGUUUUGAGCGCCAUCUUCGACUCUAUAAUUCUGAUCGGUGCUGCGGAGCUGUCUAAUGAAGGUGUACGACCUCGUGACGGCAGGAGGAAACAGACCUUGGUGUCCUGGGGAUUUAGUUUACUCGGUGUGGCUGCAUUCUGGGGUGUUAUUGUAGCCUAUCUUACUGUCAGGUCUCAUGGCAGCGAUGGUUUUGUCAACCCUCACUUCCUGCGAAGUGCUAUAGGCCAGGGUGCGCUGGUGGCUUGUGUCAUAGUCUCAGCAUCUCAGCUAAUCCCUCACUAUGGUGUUGUCGGGCUUUCAGUCCUGGCUGGCUUUGUCUCCUUGUAUUAUGCCUGGACUGCAACCCUUUUCGAUGGACAUCAGCCAUUCCCACUCGUCACUGCUCCUCGUGCUUUCGCCGCUCUACUUUUGAACUACCUCGGCGGGUUGUCGUUUUUAUACGCGCGAACGGUCUCGGAAGAGGAGCCGCAGUUUCUUUAUCGGUUUAAUAUCACCUUGCGCGUUGCCUUGACCGUAAUGGCAGGGAUCGGCUUUAUCUUCGUGACUCAGCAAGGCAGUGUCGCCCAUCUGCAUCCCAUUGAUCUGCUUAUUUAUGAGGGCAGGCAGCACCAUGACAAAUGGCUUCACAGGGCCAAUAGCAGUCAAACUUUGGCCGAUGCUGUCGCGCAGUACCGCCUGCAAUAUAACCAACAUCCGCCACCGAACUUUGACAAAUGGUACGAAUUCGCCAUGAACAAAUCCUCCCUUGUCAUCGAUGAUUUCGAUGAGAUCCACAACAACCUGCUUCCGUUCCGCUCAGUAUCCCCGGCAGCAAUCCGAGAUAUGACGCAGAAACUAGCCACAAACCCAUACAAUGAAAUCGGCGCUAUCAGCAUUCGGAAUGGCACGGCCAGAGUUCAAGAGGGCAUCAAGCCUACCCAUGCUUGGAUGGUCAUUAGUGCCGCCAAGAUGAUCGAGAAAUUCGCCGAACACCUGCCAGACAUGGAUCUGGCUUUCAAUCUGAACGAUGAGCCCCGGGUGGCUGUACCCUGGGAGGAAAUGAGCGCCCUGAAAGACCAAGCCCUUUCAUAUCCCGUGCUACAAGACGAACGCAUACAAAAUGAAUGGUCAACCGGCCGUAGCGACCAAUGGCUGCCGAUCGAGCCGGCUGAUCAAACGCACGACACUAUGUUCGUUGACAAUUCAUUUAAGAAUAUCUUCGACCGUUACGUGAGCGCGACUUGUCCUCCAUCUUCUAAGGCACGCUCUCAACGCAUAUGGGACCGCCGCCAUCUCUGCAUCAGUUGUAUUCGGCCACACUCCCUGGGCGAGUUCCCAUCUGACUGGGCCCUGGCGACUGAUAUCUGCCACCAGCCGGACCUGGCCCAUCUUCACGGCUUCUUCAUGUCACCAGCCUCUUUCAAGGUCUCCCAAGAACUUAUUCCAGUCUUCAGCCAGAGCGCGAUCGCCGGAUUUGGCGACAUUAUUUUCCCAAGUCCGUGGAAUUACGUCGACAAGAUCGAAUACAAACCGUCGACAGACUACCCGGAUGCAAACUAUACCGACAAGUCGAACACCUUGUUCUGGAUCGGCAGUACCUCUGAAGGUAUCAGCCAUUCAGGCGAAUGGAAAGGCAUGCCGCGACAACGCCUCACCCACCUAAUCAAUAACAACACGCACAACCACGUCUCCGUUUUCCUACCCACAGCGGACAACACCACCGACUCGUACCGCUACCAGAUCCUCCCUGGCACCUCUCCUUCUUCCUCCCUUCACCUCGACACAGCUGUCCAAAUUCUCGACCCGAUUGUCCGCUGCAGGCACCAAGACUGUGAGGACCAGACUGCCGAAUUCGGACUGACGGGGCGAGUGGACUUUCAAGCUCACUGGCAGAACCGGUAUCUCUUCGACGCCGACGGCGCCGGCUUCAGCGGCCGCUUCCUUCCUUUUAUGCAGAGCCACAGCCUCCCCUUUAAGACGGGACUGUUCCGCCAAUGGUUCGAAACGCGCAUCACUCCUUGGCUACACUUUGUGCCCGUAGAUGUCCGCCUCCACGGCUUGUGGAGUACCCUGGCAUAUUUCUCGGGCGUCGAAUCUAGCGACCAUUCCUCCACUCCUGAGAAGAGAGCGCUCCUCAAGCCCCACGAUAUCGAGGGUCAAUGGAUCGCAGAGGAAGGCCGGAAGUGGGCGGCGCAGGUGCUGCGGAAGGAAGAUAUGGAAGUCUACUUCUUCAGGCUUCUGUUAGAAUGGGGGCGGCUGACGGACGAUCGACGAGAGGAAUUGGGCUACAAGCUAUAAUUAUAGGUAUGGCCCCCCGUGAGUGAGGGUCAUAAGCUAUCUCUCAUCUACCUAUUUUGAUGAUAAUGAUGCAGUUUGGUGGGAAGAGGAGGCGACGGACAUGUGUAAUGACUAUACUAUCUAUUGUAACUUUGUGUUGAUUGCUGUUUGAUCUAUUUCUUCGACUGGAAUAUAUUUUAAUUUACUUACUGUGAGGACUUCUU
Molecule: messenger RNA, 3319 nt
Organism: Aspergillus aculeatus ATCC 16872
Lineage: Eukaryota; Fungi; Ascomycota; Eurotiomycetes; Eurotiales; Aspergillaceae
Product: putative capsular associated protein
Exons: 7
Coding region: 120-3116 (998 amino acids)
Source: RefSeq, a predicted model, not a curated record